CCCGUGCGCAUUGUGAAGGCUUUUGCUCCCGUCGGACGCGCCGCCGUCGCGCUGCUACGGGUGCUGAUGGCCAUAUUGUAUGCUAGCUAUGCGAUCGCGCUUUACACGGUUGAUUGCAUGGCGGCGUGGGUGGCUGAGUGCCGGGGAAAUACAGUCUGUGCGGAAGACAGAGAGGACAGGGAAGAGAAUGACGAGGAGGAGGCCGCCCUCCUGCGUGUGGAUUCGGAGUGUUGAGUGAGUCGGCGACGGCGGACGGGUACACAUGAUUGUUGCGUUGGACAAGACCCAAUUGGUAUCGAAGCUCGCCACCACGUGAUAUGGUAGCCGGAGGUCAACGGGGUCAGCAGCGGGCGUCUGGCGGUCUGAGCCAGAACUACCUGACGCCGUACGGGAGCGGACUGGGCUCGGCGGCCGGCUCCCAGGUUGGCCAAAGCCCGUACAUGUCGGCCGCCUACAACUACGGCGGUGGCGGCACCGGCCUGGCGGCGCCGCCUCUCAACCAGACCGCCUAUUCGACCGGCUCGCAGCAGGUCGCCGCCGACUACGGCAGCUACGGGGCAUACUCGCCGCAGGCUUUUCUACUACGGGGGCCAGCGGACGGCAGCACCGGCCGACGACGUCGGCGCGGCGAGCCGUCACCCGACGACGAACUGGCGCAGAAGAUCGACCGCAUCUUCAUCUGGGACCUAGACGAGACCAUCAUCGUGUUCCACUCGCUGCUGACCGGGCAGUACGCUCGCGAGAACGGCAAGGACCAGGCGAUGUGCUCCCAAAUAGGCAGCAAUUUAGAGACUCUAGUAUUCACCACUGGCGAAGAACUGUUCUUUCUCAAGGAGCUGGACGUUGAUAGUCAAUAUCCGACGCACGUGGCCAACAUUGAUGAUCUCCGUGCGGAGGAUAACAACCAAGACCUCAGCAACUACAAUUUCCUGGCGGACGGGCUGGCCAGCACGCUGGGCGUGCCGACGGCACCCCUCGGCUAUAGCUUGGCCAGGAACAACGUCAGCGCGGAUAUCGCGCGCAAGCUCGCCUUCCGACACCGGCGGGUCAAAGAGCUCUACAACAUGUACAGGAACAACGUGGCAGAGCUGUUUCGGGCGCAUUUGCACGGUCGGCACCCAUCGUUCGAGCACACGUGGACCAAGACGCGGCAGGACCUGGAGAUGGAGACCAACGGCUGGCUCACACAAGCGUGCUCCUGCCUGAAACUCAUCCAAGAGAGGAAGCAGUGCACCAACGUGAUGGUGACGCGGAACAUGUUGAUGACCACCUUCGCCAAGACGGUGGUCUUCGGCCUGGCUGACUGCUUCGAGCCUGAGAACAUCUUCUCAGCGUACAAAGUCGGAUUUGAGAGCUGUCUCAACACGAUACGGCAAAAGUACGCCGAGAAACACGGGCGUGAGGUGAUCUGCGUGAUCAUCGGUAAGCCGGACAAGCCAGACAGCCCGAGCAUCAUCACCGCCGCCCGACAG
Pollicipes pollicipes is the source of this 1472-nucleotide messenger RNA. Its product is annotated as eyes absent homolog 2. Gene Ontology annotation, cellular component: nucleus. The record is from RefSeq and is a predicted model, not a curated record. Gene Ontology annotation, biological process: positive regulation of DNA repair; cell differentiation; negative regulation of extrinsic apoptotic signaling pathway in absence of ligand. Lineage: Eukaryota; Metazoa; Arthropoda; Thecostraca; Pollicipedomorpha; Pollicipedidae. Gene Ontology annotation, molecular function: protein tyrosine phosphatase activity.